Messenger RNA from Drosophila montana, 1104 nucleotides. Its product is annotated as protein terminus. NCBI's taxonomy places the organism in Eukaryota, Metazoa, Arthropoda, Insecta, Diptera, Drosophilidae. The record is from RefSeq and is a predicted model, not a curated record. The coding region runs from base 1 to 1104 and encodes 367 amino acids. The transcript has a single exon.
AUGUCACGACGCAGUCACUCGCGCUUCAUCUUUGAGGUGACAGGAAACACGAGGACCUUUCAUCACCAGCGCAUCAUCAACAACCAGAUUGUCAACUGCCCGACCUGUCUCAGUCUCGUCGGGGCAAAUGAGCCUUACAGCCAUCACUGGUUCGGGAGUCAAGAUGAUCAGCACAUCAACUUGGGCUUGGAAGAGAAGCAACUGCUCAAACGCAUCGAGCGGGAGCGUAUUGAAACAUUUCUGCUGUGCGAUGAGAGCGCAUUGGACCGCACCAAUGAUUUUUUAUUGAAAGCAGGAAUGGAAGCCAUACCACAGCUGCUGCAAUUCCUGAUUUAUGAGGCCAGCCGGCUGGAGUUGACCAUUGGGUUCUAUGUGAAUGUGACCAAGCAGCACAUGUACUGCGAAAGCACUCCUGUAUUAAUAGACCAUCAUCUGGAUAUAAGGGAGACGGUGGACAUGGUGUUCUCAAUCUUGCUGGAGAAGAUUAGCAGCUUUGUGCUAGUGCAGCAACGAGUUCCAUUUGAGGCAUGCACCAUAAAGCGCUUAAAAGUGACUGUAAAGCGUCAAUUGCAAGGACAACAACAGCUCCCAUUACAAUACCGAGUAAAAUGCGAUACACGUUAUCCGGAUACCAAAAACACGACAGUUGUGGACCUUGCGCUGCUCUCAAAGAGUUACAGAAGCUACCAAGGCCAACGCUUUGGCCACUUUCCAGACUCACUCAAGGUAAAUCUAUAUUGCUUUCGUGUGUGCGCUAGCACUAAGGAGCUCUAUGCGGUGCCAUACCUGCUCAGGAGCGAGAAUGUCGACACCACGCCCACAUUUCUCAUACUAACAAAUGUAGCUGGGGAUUUUCAAGGCAUGCACGAAAUACGAAAUGUGCAGCGAUUUCUCAAAGCAGAUACAAAGGAUCAUAUGCUCGAGUGCCGCCAGUGCAAGUCACAUUUUUCCGAUCGUUUACAGUUUGCUUUGCACAAACAAAUCGAUUGUGGAGGUGGCUUUAUGAUUUGGCAGAUUAAUCCAGAAUCAGUGGAGCUGUACGAGAAUUGUUUGUUGUUGCCCAAACAGUAUUUUAAAUUCGCAUGGUUUGGCAUUAGAAAUUAA